Messenger RNA from Brachypodium distachyon (stiff brome), 2245 nucleotides. Its product is annotated as probable lipid-A-disaccharide synthase, mitochondrial. Lineage: Eukaryota; Viridiplantae; Streptophyta; Magnoliopsida; Poales; Poaceae. The transcript has 8 exons. Gene Ontology annotation, molecular function: lipid-A-disaccharide synthase activity; phospholipid binding. Gene Ontology annotation, biological process: lipid A biosynthetic process. Bases 158 to 1546 code for a protein of 462 amino acids. The record is from RefSeq and is a predicted model, not a curated record.
ACACAGGGCCCAUAGGCUCAGCGCUCGCCUCAGGCAGCCGUCCGGGCCAGGCCCAGGCGCACGACGGGAGUCAAAACUGUUUCUUUCCGUAAACCCUUUGCUUGCCUCCCCAGACCCCAGUUCCCCCCACCGUCGCCGCUCUCUUCCGACGUGCCGGAUGCUAUCACGAUGGGUCGCAGCCGCCGGGCGUCAGCAAGGGCUGCUGGCCAGGCUGCGCGCGCGCGCUUAUUCCUACGGGAGGGUGUUCGACGCGGCAUCCCGGGACGGCGAGCUUCGGCUGUUCGUUGUCGCCGGUGAGGUCUCCGGCGACUCGCUCGCUUCGCGCCUCAUGGCGUCCAUCAGGGAGCUCUCCCCAGUACCCGUCCGUUUCGCUGGCGUUGGCGGGGAACUAAUGUGCAAGGAAGGCUUGCAAUCACUUUUUCCCAUGGAAGAAAUUGCGAUAAUGGGUUUGUGGGAACUGCUGCCACAUAUAUAUAAUGUCAAGAGGAAGAUUGAGAAUACUGUAGAUGCCGCUAUGUUAUUUCAGCCUCAUGCUGUAGUUACCAUUGAUUCAAAGGGUUUCUCAUUUUGCCUUCUGCAGCAGUUAAAAUGUAGAUACAAUCAAAAGGUUGAUAGCCCUCUACAUGUCCAUUAUGUCGCACCAUCAUUCUGGGCCUGGAAAGGUGGUGAAAGCAGGCUCUCAAAGUUGCAUAAUUUUGUGGACCAUAUGUUGUGUAUCCUUCCAUUUGAGCAUGAAAUUUGCAGAUUAAAUGGGCUGCCUGCUACAUAUGUGGGUCAUCCCUUAUUGGACGAUGCUGCUGUCUUAAAAGUGGAUCCAGAACUAUCUUCUGACAAGUCCAUGCAUCAAGAAAGUGGUGAAGCUUUUCGACUGGAGCACAAACUAUCCCCUGAUGCCACAAUCUUAACAAUGCUUCCUGGAAGCAGGAUGCAGGAAGUAGCUCGUAUGCUUCCAAUCUUCUUGCGAACUGUGCAGCAUCUAAGUCAUACACUAAAUGAACUGUCACUAGUCAUCCCAGUUGCUCCACAUCGGGAUGUAAGGAACUACGUUGAAAAUGUAGUUCGAUCGGUGCCAUUUCCAGUGGUACUGAUACCUGGGGGGUCGCUAGAAAAGAGAUAUGGUGCUUUCAAUGCUAGUAAAGCGGCAUUAUGUACUUCGGGAACAGCCGUCAUGGAACUAAUGCUGGCGAAGCUACCAUGUGUAGUGGCCUACCAAGCCCAUUUCAUCACUGAGUGCUUUAUCCACCUGAGGAAAAAGAUAAACUUCAUUUCUCUGCCGAAUAUUCUUUUGAACUCUCCCAUUGUACCUGAGAUCCUUUUUCGAGCUUGUACAGAUAAAAAUCUAGCAGCAGAACUAAGUGAGGUUAUUUUUAACGAUGAAGUCCGCCAGCGGCAAGUUGGAUCAGCUGACCGGAUGCUCCAGGUUCUCUACGAACCGAUCAAGCAACGAGGUGGUUCCUUUGUGGACGAGGUGCGCAGCUUGUCAUCAAGUGUCCACUCCCCCAGCACGAUUGCAGCGUUAACAGUGCUUUAUACGGACAAAAGUUGACGGAUGGUGCACCAAAAUUGAGUGGACUUUCUCAAUGGCGGAUAAAUGUUUCAUCUGCCAAGUUGGCCGCUGUUGCCUUCAUUUUCUGCAUCUACUACAUCGGUUGUCUGCAUCUAAAAAUAGUUUUUUUGACGGAUUGUAUUGGCUGCAAGUGAUGAUUGAUCCACAACUAGAGGAACAGAGCAAAUGUUUAGGCAAAGCUUUCAGUGCUGAGCUGCUGCAGGUUGUCAGCAUCGCACUAUCGUUGUAGAAGCCGGAAACACAUGUGUCCUGGUGGAUUAAGUGCAUGUCUUAGUCAUCCGGUGUGAUGUUUAGCAGAGACUCUUCCAUGGGCAGAAUUCCAUGGAGGGCACAGGGAGGGAGCUGGGGAACAGUAACACAUGUAAUCUGCAUUACUUCACUUCUGCAACGUAAAAUGUGGCCAUCUGGUGAUUUUGUCAUGUUUGUCCCGAAGUGGAUCAAAUGACCGAAUACAAAGUGACAUGAGGUAACCUUGGGCUCGUACUUCUGUCCAUAGAGGAUCCUGGCCAGUGACGGAAGCAUGGAUGCCUUGUGAUCAUGUCACGGCUGAGCUCAUCUGUGCUGUGGGCCCGACGGCGAAUCUUCAAUGAAAAUGUUUCGAAAUGUGUAGCUCUGCACCUUUUUGAUGUACAAGUUCUCUUUCGAGAAGGGAUAGAUGCUUGAAAUCAUUUUGUUUAA